CCGGGGAGAAAAAAAAAUAGCAGCGCCUUUCAAUCGCGAGUAGUUCUGUUCGACUCGGUGCCGUUCUUCUUCCGCUGCUAAACCCUAAAGAUGUCGCACAAGACUGCUGUGAUACGCCUUAUACGUCAUUAUUCCACCACCUCCCCUUCAAUCUCAAAAGCAAAAUCAAAGCUUCGGACCGAAUACGACCCAGACGAGGCUCUUAAAAUAUACUCUUCCGUUUCCAAAACAUUCGCCUCCCCUGAAUCCUCCCGCUACGUACAAGAUCUCACGGUACGCUGUCUGGCUAAGUCUGGCCGCUUCUCUGAUGUCGAGAAUCUCAUUGAGUCCCGCAAGAAUGACCCCGCAGCCACCCAGGAGCCAUUCUUAUCCACCUUGAUUCGUUCCUAUGGUCGAGCCGGUAUGUUCGACCAUGCAUUGAAUACUUAUAAUCAAAUGGACGAUUUGGGUACUCCAAGGUCUGCUCUUUCCUUUAAUGCCCUCUUAUCUGCUUGCAUUGAAUCGAAACUUUUUGAGAAGGUGCCGUUGCUGUUCGAUGAAAUUCCCAAGAAGUAUGGCUUGGCGCCAGACAAGAUUUCUUACGGUAUUUUAGUGAAGUCGUUUUGCGUAGUAAGUCAACCUGAGAAGGCGCUUGAGCUUGUGAAAGAGGCGGACGAGAAGGGCGUGGAGGUCACCGUAGUUACAUACACUACAAUAUUGGAUGCUUUGUACAGGAAGGGGAAACGUGACGAAGCUGAGAAGCUGUGGAAUUUAAUGCAUAAGAAGGGUUGUGUGGAUGCCGCGGCUUAUAAUGUUAGGCUUAUGUUUGAGCAAAAGGGAAAGCCGGAAGAAGUAAAAGCCAUGAUUGAUGAAAUGACAAAUGCUGGCAUUAAAGCUGACAUUGUUACUUAUAAUUCCUUGAUGACUUGCUAUUUGAAGUCCGGAAUGGUGGAUGAAGCGAAAGCGGUUUUUAAGGGACUGCGCGAAAAUGGGUGCAAACCCAACGCUGCAACAUUUAGAUCUCUGGUAUAUUAUUUGUGUAGAAACGGGUAUUACGAGGAAGGAUAUAAAGUUUUCAAGAAGAGCGUAGCAAUACACAAGAUUCCAGAAUUUAAUACGCUGAAGAUUUUGGCGGAAGGGUUAGUGGAGAAAGGAAGGAAGAAAGAGGCUAAAGGACUGAUUCGAACUAUGAAGAAGAAGUUUCCUCCCCAUAUGUUGAAAGCGUGGGCAAAGGUUGAGGAAAAUCUUAAUCUGACCUCUGUUAGUGCCGAGUCUGAUAAGGCGGAAAAAGCUUCAGCUUAAGUUAUAUUGUGGAUUCUUCUCAGAGUCACAGGUCACUGAGUGGAACGUUAUCUCUACUCCGGCCCCGGCUUUGAUUGGAUUGUAGGGUAAGGAGCCUUAUGGGCAGCCCUAUUGCUCCACAUCUUGGCUCUGGAAGUCAAAAUUUCAAUUUUACAAGCCGGCAAAUAUUUAUAUAUGAUGAGCUUGAAAGAGUGCGAAAGCUUCAAUACAAUAAGUUUUGAAUCGUACAAAUCAUCCUGCUUCGCAUUAUAUUUUUGGCAAUUGAUUUGUGUUUUAAUUUUGAA
Molecule: messenger RNA, 1565 nt
Organism: Neltuma alba
Lineage: Eukaryota; Viridiplantae; Streptophyta; Magnoliopsida; Fabales; Fabaceae
Product: pentatricopeptide repeat-containing protein At4g36680, mitochondrial
Exons: 1
Coding region: 91-1281 (396 amino acids)
Molecular function (GO): protein binding
Source: RefSeq, a predicted model, not a curated record